Molecule: messenger RNA, 3398 nt
Organism: Aricia agestis (brown argus)
Lineage: Eukaryota; Metazoa; Arthropoda; Insecta; Lepidoptera; Lycaenidae
Gene: otu
Product: protein ovarian tumor locus-like
Exons: 13
Coding region: 49-2361 (770 amino acids)
Biological process (GO): protein deubiquitination
Molecular function (GO): cysteine-type deubiquitinase activity
Source: RefSeq, a predicted model, not a curated record
UUGUUUAACUACAGAUUGUUAGCGGGUCGGUACUCGGCGGUCGGCACUAUGUCGUCUCCGCUUAGAUACCGUAUGCCUUGGAAAAUACAAAAGAAAUCGUCUGAGCCCGAUCGCUGGCUCGACGAGAUGGGUUUCUUUCGUAAGCACAUAGCAAGAGAUGCGAGUUGUCUGUUCAGGGCCGUAUCAGAAAAUGUAUACAGCUCUCAGCGCUAUUUUCACAAAGUUCGCAUGAAUACUAUUAAUUUUAUGACAUCGAAACGGCAUCUCUUCGAAGGGUCAUUGAUUUGUCCAUUUGAGAAUUACAUAAAGGAGAUGUCAAACCCGACCGAAUGGGGCGGGCUCCUUGAGGUAACAGCUAUGAGCCACUUGUUUAGACGAGAUUUUAUAAUAUUUGAAGCUACUAAGGGUUCACAAACCAAAAUGUGCAAUGGCUACGGAAGUGUGAUAUACCUAUUCUAUACUCCUGAAAAUAAACACUUUGAUGCCGUAUAUACUAAAGAUCAUAUUGAUAAUUCUGCCUACUGUCAAUCUCUGGUAUAUAAAAUACUCUAUGAUGGUGUGUACCAAAUGAAAGACUUGCCAUAUGCGAUUGACAAAAUGCUCCACGACAAAGCCGCUAACAACAGCCUAGAGUUCUUCAUGAGUGACGAACUCGAGAGACGUAAGAAACAGAAAGAUAGGGCCAAAAUAUUUAUCGAAGCCCCAUCCGACAAUAGAGAUAAGAAUAAUAAUACUCUAGCAUUAAAAUGUAAGCAUUAUACUGAAGAUAUAGAGAAGGAUAGCCUCUUGAAAGAGUCCCUGAGUAUAUUUGUGUUAAACCGCAGCUUGAUACAGCUAGAAAAUGUGUGCGUUCAGUGUUUGAACAUAAAUAGCGCUAAAGAUUUGCUAGACAACGGUAUAACGCCGUUCCCUUACAAAGUAGCCAAAGCCCUAGAUCCCGAUAUAUACCGUAACAUUGAAUUUGAUGUCUGGAGCGAAAUGAGAAGAGAGUUACGUUACGGCGCGCGGUAUUCCGACGGUAGUACUCUUCAAGUUGGUGUGAAAUGUCUGUGCAAGCUCACCCCCGAUCAGCCGGUGGCCUACCGCUGCCACAUCCAGGAGAUGCUCCCCGAACGAGGACCGUGCCUGGUCUUCAUCGAGGAGCUGGGAGAGAAGAAGACGGUUCUGUACGAGCAGCUCCAACCUCUGCCCGUGGAAGAGAUAAAACCCUGGGCACCACCGUACCGCUACUCCCAAGCCAAAUUCUUGAGCCAAAUGCUGCCGCAGCUAGGUAAUUUAGCACGGAAACAAAACUCGAAAGUGCGAAAGGCAAAGAUUGAGGAACAGGACAAGAAAAAACUGGAUUGGAAGGAAGAAAAAUCAGAGUUGUAUCCUCACUACGACCUAGUGAACUUUGAGACGAUGCCUGUUGACGUGAAAGCCCUGCCCCUGAUGGUGGACUGCCGGCCCGCGGGCGCUCCGCCCCACGACAUCGCACCGGCGCCGCCCCCGCCCAACGGCGCGCCCCCGGAGAACCAUCACGCUCAGCCCGGAGCGAGCGGUGACAUGGGUGGUCACGUGGUGCAGAACACCGGCAGAGCGACCACGCCCGCCGCGCCUCCCCCCGCGUAUGCCCCCGCCGGCGUACCGAACUGCGCGUACACGUGCGGCAAGUCGGUGGUGUGGUGCGCGCCCGCUCGGCCGCCCUACGCGCCGCCGUACGCGCCGCCGCCGCCGCCGCCCGCCGUCAAUGCGCACGCGCAGCGCUCCGUGCACCCGCACGCGGCCGACCUGCCCAUGAACGAUCUGGCGACGCUGCGUUACUUCUACAACGUGGGCGUGGAGUGUGUGUGGGCGACGUACGGCCCCCCGCCUCCUGCGCCGCCCCCCGUCCCGCACGUGCCGCCCGCGCCCUACAAUAACGCCGUACAACUUGCUCAUGACAUGCAGCAGAUGUCGCUAUCUGGGUCAGGACACGAGCACAAGCACAAGCCGGACACCAAGCCGCCGCCGCCCAAGACCGCGCAACGCCCGCUGCUCGGACCUAGGUUCAAACGUAAUAACCAGGAUGGUAAUCAAAAUAACAACCAUAACAACCACAACAAGGGACACAACAACGCACAAAACAACAAGGGUCCGAAUAACCGUUACAUUCCGCGCGGACCGGAUACCCGUCCGUACGAAGACGUAGUGGUUGAGACGCCGAUGAUGCCCGUGCCGUACCUGUACCCGCCGCCGCUCUACCCCGUGCCCUACUACCCCGUCGACGACAUGAUGAUGAUGCCCUACGUCUACGAGGAGGAGUACACCCCCUACCCGCCCUACCCGCCGCCGCUCAUGCCGCCGCCGCAGCUCCACCCCCAACAUCAUGAGCACAAGUGAACGGGUUGUGUAGACGCGACGAAGUAAAGGCUUCGUUGUGUAGACGCGAUGAAGUAAAGGCUUUGUCGUGAAGACGUAACGAAGUCGUUGAUUCGCCGUGAAAACGCAAUGAAGUCGCUGCCUUGCCGUGUUGACGCGACGAAGUAGUUGCUUCGCCAUGUUGACGCGACAAAGUUGUUGCUUCACCGUGUAAAUGCGACGAAGUCGUAGCUUCGACGUGUAAAUGCGAUGAAGUCGUAGCUUCGCCGUGUAGACGCGACGAAGUCGUUGUGUCGCCGUGUAGACGCGACGAAGUCAUUGCUUCGCCGUGUAGACGAGACGAAGUCGUUGCUUCGCCGUGUAGACGUGACGAAGACGUAGCUUCGUCGUGUAGAUACGACGAAGUCGUAGCUUUGUUUUGUCAAACUAUAAUCAAAACCUUGAGAUAAACAACAUUAUAUUGACACAAAAGUGCCAUAAAUUCAGUACGUGUCAUGGUUUUGACUACAGUACUAAGCAGCUUCGUCGCGCUAGCUAUAAACUAACGCGACAGAGCCUCGACAAAAUUCGUCAGAUUCUAGUUGCCACAAAGUGGCACGGAAACUAAGCCACGCCUACAAAAGCACAAACGCUAAAGAACAGGAUCAUGGACAAUUACAUAUUAUAUAGGUACCGUAUGUAUUGGUGGUCAAGUUGUCCACGUCUUAAGCGACUGGACAUUAGUCGAGGCUUUGCUCCACUAGUCGGCGCUUCACUCGCCAAAACCUUGUUCGUAGAUCAAUAUUCUUAUAACAAUCCCAUUCUAGUUUAUCAUGCGUGUCUAAACAAUUACACAAUUUUGUGACACCAUUUUUAAAACGUGUUUAUCUCAUAAAAAAGUAAAUAUAAAAACUACUCAGAAUGGACGUAACCAAGAUUUUCUAGUCUUAGAGCGAACAUCAAAUUCAACAUAAAAUUUUAAACAACCUGCAUAGUCUCGACGUACGAAUAAUAUUCUCGAGUUUCGUUAAUUAAGGCUGGUAUAAAUAGUCAGUACUCAAGAUGCAUCUCGGUCUCAA